Molecule: messenger RNA, 698 nt
Organism: Phaedon cochleariae (mustard beetle)
Lineage: Eukaryota; Metazoa; Arthropoda; Insecta; Coleoptera; Chrysomelidae
Source: the annotation of a GenBank genome assembly
AGAACAUCAAAGUGAGGUUAUGAAAUUAAUUUCGUUUUCUUGUUGCAUUUUUCUUGAUUUGACGUGUCCGUCCGUCGAUAAAAUUGUAUUUAUUGAAAAAAGUUGGUAAAUAAUGCAUUCUCUUCUUCAACGAGGAAAUUCUAUCCUAGCGUAUGCUUUGAGCGUGCUUGCUUGCUUAACAUUUAUAUGUUUCGCUUCCACAGUUUUCCUGAACUAUGUAACUGACGCAAAAAUGAAUACUGUAAAAGUAGUUGUAAAGAAUGUGCCAGACUACAGUGCCAGCAGAGAAAAGAAUGACUUGGGAUUUCUGACAUUCGAUUUACAGACUGAUCUCACUAGUCUGUUCAACUGGAAUGUCAAGCAAUUGUUCUUGUACCUCACUGCAGAAUAUGAGACUCCAAGCAAUGAACUGAAUCAGGUUGUUCUCUGGGAUAAGAUUAUUCUAAGAGGAGAGAAUGCUAUCCUAGAUUUCAAGAACAUGAACACCAAAUAUUACUUUUGGGAUGAUGGAAAUGGCUUAAAGGGGAAUAAAAAUAUCACUUUGACACUCUCUUGGAAUAUGAUUCCCAAUGCAGGUCUUCUGCCCAAUAUUUUUGCUAGUGGGAGCCAUUCUUUCAAAUUUCCAGCAGAAUAUACUACAACUAGGAUGUAAUUUGAGAAUGUGUUUUUGUCAAUAAAAUUAUUUUCAUUUUAUCAAU